AUGGAUGAGCACUACAGCUACGACAGCCCGCAGUUCUUCAACUACGAUGAUGCUAUCCCUGUUGAGCCCGGGGAUGUGCUGAAGACUACGUGCGAGUACAGCUCCACGUACAAAAGCCGUACCGUCACGUUCGGCGAGUCGACGCAAGAAGAGAUGUGCUACGCCUUCCUCUACUUCUACCCCGUGCAGGCCAUGCUGGCCUCCCCCAUGUGCACCACCUAUGGUUCUCUCAGUGGGUGUGAUCCUGACACGUACAAAGGCUGCAUAGGCGCGGAGGAGUCCAAGUGGUACCAGACAUUCCCCAACAUCCCAGUGUUUCACAACAUCACGGACGCCUGCCACCCGUUUGGCCCGUGCACUGCGGAGUGCAUGCAGGCUAUCCUGGCUGCGCAAGAGGCAGAGCCUUGUCUGACGUCCGGUGAGGCGUGGGACCGGAUCGUGGAAUGGAGUCUGACGCGCAAGCCAGAGGGCAUGCAGUUCCUGGCUGCCCUGGAGUCCUGCGAGAUCGAGCUCUACGAGCUGUCCAGGGCCAAGAACGCCAGGGUGCCCAGCCAGUCCUCACCCACUGUUUAG
Molecule: messenger RNA, 573 nt
Organism: Pomacea canaliculata
Lineage: Eukaryota; Metazoa; Mollusca; Gastropoda; Architaenioglossa; Ampullariidae
Exons: 4
Coding region: 1-573 (190 amino acids)
Molecular function (GO): oxidoreductase activity, acting on paired donors, with incorporation or reduction of molecular oxygen, reduced ascorbate as one donor, and incorporation of one atom of oxygen
Source: RefSeq, a predicted model, not a curated record